Molecule: messenger RNA, 825 nt
Organism: Manihot esculenta (cassava)
Lineage: Eukaryota; Viridiplantae; Streptophyta; Magnoliopsida; Malpighiales; Euphorbiaceae
Exons: 2
Coding region: 1-825 (274 amino acids)
Source: RefSeq, a predicted model, not a curated record
AUGCAACACUAUGGUGCUUCUUGGAUUACUAGAGCACUCUCACCAUCUAUUGCACAAAGCAUCAUAUGGAUUGACAAGAAAGUAGAUGCUUGGAAUGAUUUAAAAGAUAAGUUCUAUCAAGGUGAUAUUGUACGUAUUUUUUACUUACAAGAAGAAAUCUUUGCCUUUAAACAUGGAGAACUUUCUGUUAUAGAAUAUUUCACUCCAUUAAAGAUUCUUUGGGAUGAGUUGAUCAAUUUUAGGCCAAUUCCAUCUAGCUCUUGUACUACUCCAUAUUCUUAUGGUGCUCUUGAGUCAGUAAGAACUUAUGUGAAAAAUGACUAUGUAAUCAGAUUCUUGAAAAGGCUCAAUGACCAAUUUUCAAAUGUUAAGUCCCAAAUCAUGAUGAUGGUGCCUCUACCAAAUAAUGUUAGAAGCAAUAUUUCUUAUGAUAAAUCAAGUUAUGGUAGAGGUCAUUUAGCUUUUGCAGGUGGUAAAGGUUCAAGAUCUACCAAAGUCUGCACUUAUUGUGGCAAACAAAGGCACGCUGUGGAUACUUGUUAUAGGAAGCAUGAUUUUCCUCCUAGUUACAUAUUCAAAAAUUCUAGUGCUAAUCUCACUACGGUUGAACAUAGUGAAACUGAAACUGAGGCAUAUACAGCAAAGGAUAAUGAUGCUUUCAGUUUCACAAUUAAGCAAUGUAAAAAACUAAUGAAUUUGAUUCAAGAUCCAUCAAUGACAACAAGUUUAUCAUUACAUCAUGUUAACAAUUUGUCAACCAGCCAGUAUGAGCAACCUUCUGUUUUUGCUCUAGGUAACCAAGUUCACUCUAAUAAGUGGAUAUAG